AUGAAGCUUGAUUCGGGGGCCGGGCUUGCGGCGGCGGCGGUUCCUCUUCGACUAGCAUUGCUGGGUGGUAUUUUCCUUUCUGUUCCCUCAUUCCUUCUUCACCUCCUCUUGCCCACCGCAUGCGAUGCAACCCUUCAGGUGAACCUAUCUUCCAAGAUUCCCAUGGCGCCAGAGACCCUGAAGUUGGCAGUUGGAGGGGGGAAUUAUGCUCGUUUGAGGAGGUACAUGGAGGGCUCGGAUGAAGCUAUACGAACUUGA
Molecule: messenger RNA, 258 nt
Organism: Colletotrichum paranaense
Lineage: Eukaryota; Fungi; Ascomycota; Sordariomycetes; Glomerellales; Glomerellaceae
Exons: 2
Coding region: 1-258 (85 amino acids)
Source: RefSeq, a predicted model, not a curated record